Messenger RNA from Oikopleura dioica, 1908 nucleotides. NCBI's taxonomy places the organism in Eukaryota, Metazoa, Chordata, Appendicularia, Copelata, Oikopleuridae. The record is from the annotation of a GenBank genome assembly.
AUGUGGCAAAAUGGGCAGCCACACAGACAUACCUACAGGGACAUUCCGAUUCUGCUUGAAAUGGCUGAAGAUGAAGCCCUGCACACCGAAAAGAUCAAACGCGAGAAACUGAAAAGAAUUUCUUCAAGAGAGGCUGACACCGCUCACCAACAGCUAAACACAGGAGAAAGUGGAAAGAGCGUAAAUGGACGGUACGGGUCUAUCUUAGCAUCGCCGGAAAAUCAAGUUCGCCAGGCCAGCGCAGCCCUACGUAAAAUCUGGCGAAAAAGUAACGAAAAUUCGUUUUCUUUGAACGCUGUUGAAGCAGAUGUCCUCUCCAAGUCAUCAUUCAAGAACUCGAACACGUUACAAGAGCUGGAUAACGUGUACAACAAGCGUCUACCAGCUCGGGUAAAUGAGUUCUCUGCCGAGUACCAAAAAGGAAUCGCCACUGAGGAAGCCGCGAGGGAGAAUAAACUCCGUCAAGCGGAACAGAACUAUAAGAAAGAGUAUCAAAAGAUAGUAGAGCAAGCAGCGGAGAAGAGGCAACGCGAGGAGGCUGAACUACGCGCAAAGCUGGAUGCUCAAAAACCAGAGGCGCAGCAGCAGAACCAAGAAGUCGCCCGAGCCGAUCCCACGCAAACGGAAAGAAAAGAGAAAACGCCAGUAGAACUUGACAGACGCCUUGAAGGAUUUCUGUCAAGGAGUCAAAUCGAGGAGCAGAUUAAAUUGUGGGAAGAUUCGUGUCGCUCUUUGAUCCAGCCGAAGACCGAUUCAGACAAACAAAUCGCCAUGAAAAUCAAACGAAUGAUCGCUGUUCCCAUCGGCGCGUUAACGCAACGAAGCGGCGAGGACUUGAAAAUUCAAAUCAAGAAAAUCGGAGCCUUGCUCGAUGGAAAAGAGCUCCCGAAUCAUCCCGAGACCGCGGCGUUUUCUAUCCUCUGCGCUUCGCAGCGAAUGGUCCGCCUCGCCGAAGAGCAGCUCUCGUCAAACGAAAAGGCAGCCUGUGCUGCAGCAGCCGCCGUUAUUGCCUUGUGGGAUCACGACUCCAACUUCGGACAGCUCUUUAUGGCGCAUCUCUAUUUAGCUUGUCCGAUUCUUCUACCAAGAGAUCCUCAGCCUGUCGAUAUUGAUGAAACAAGGAUGAGAUCAUACGUGGGGUACGCUCGCCUAAUCACUUGCAUGGCAUCAUCAGAUUGUGCCCCAGGAAAAGAUUAUCAUCCCUUUGGUAUUGAGAAUCUGUGGAAAAUUCUAGCUUCAAUUCUUUUACUGCCUACUGGUAACGAACUCGGCCCUCAUGUAGUCUACGAAAUUCUUAGAUACAGUGGAAAGCGUCUUUCCGCAUAUUAUAACAAUGCUUUCUCUCAACUCCUUGCGUUUAUCUACAAUCACUACAUUCCAACCGCAACUGGAGGUCCUGCAGCGCGCCUUUCUUCCAUUCUAGACGGCAAAGCACCGAAACUCGAAUAUCCAGAGCCAUACUUUCAACAGCACGACUCAUGCGUCUCGUACGGCGAUCAAAUGUCCAACUCCCCGCAAGGAUCGUCAGGCUCUAUUGGCCACAUUGACAAUAAUCUCAACGCAGACUUUGGGCCCGAAACAAUCAAUCCUGGAGAUUUAGCAGAUGAAGUCGCAAAGAAAAGAGCUAAUAGACUUCACAAAAAUAGAGUUGCUGCACGCGAAUGCAGAAGAAAAAAGAAAGAAUACAUUAAGUGUCUGGAAAAUCGAGUUCAAAUCCUAGAAGCACAAAACAAAUCAUUAAUCGAAGAGCUGUCCAAGCUGAAGGAGCAGUACCAAAAUCAACACAGUCACAGUGGGGUGACUCAACCCCAGCCUCCUGUUCACGCGGCGAACUUAUCCGGCCAAUUUCAGCAGUUUACUGUCUUCGCAGUACAAUCAAUUUUGAGUGUCUUUCCAGUGGAAUGCUAA